AGAGUCGUGAGGCACCUUGAACGUCAGAGUUAGUCCUAGACACUGGCGUUACCAUGAGUGACCAAACGAAAUUAUUUUCCAAGCAAAAAGAAAAGCUUAUCAAAAUCGGCACGACUUACUAUUUUAAUAAAGACGACGAUGUGAAUACGAAAUCAAAGUAUACGUGUAUGAUAUCAUUGGAUACAUUCCUUUCGGUUUGUGUUAUUACGCCAUUAGUGAUUUCCAACUGGCAUGGAGUUUGGACAUUGUUUGACUUACACGCUGAUUUCUUUCCGCCCUACGAAACGUACGCGUUCGCGAAUUGUAUUUUGAUUUGUUGGACGUUCAUCCGACAAAUCUUACACGAGUGGUUUGAUAAACUGCAAGACCGCUACCAGAAUGCCUACAUUUGGCAAGUGUUUAUACAAGUGUACAUCGUACAUUUUAAUGUUAUGGUGAAUAUGCAAUGGAGGGCUGUGUUUAUUAUAUUCGACAUCAUUACGGGAUUGAAAAUGACGCCGGCGGGUGCGAGCGGUGAUAACGACACCAUGCCGGUCUGGGUCUUCACAAUUAUAUCAACAAUAGCUCUGAUCAUAUUGCGUGGAUUGAGGAAUACAUUAGCUGUACCUUUUAUCCUCGCACUUGAUCAUCCCACAGGAGUAUUCCAUUUUCCAACACGGUUUCGUACGCAGCUGGUGCAGAAGACUUCGCUGUACAUUCUAGACUGUUUGUUCUCGGUGCUAAUUGUGGGCACUCUUGUGGUGUUCGUAUGGCGCGGCGCAUGGGUGCUCAUCGACAUUUACCUAUUUCCGGAAAACGAAGCGUGGUCAGCGUGGGCCAGUCUGGCUAUAGGCUACAUGGUAGUCGCCAUUGCUUUCCUGUUGCAACCAGUAAUGCGAUGGCUUUGCGAUCGCUUAAACGGAGCUAUGCGACUUUUGGCUGCUGAUGUGUUCCUGCUUUUUUCAUUGCUAGGCACCGUCAAUGUAUGGCGCGGAAUUUGGAACUUAUUAAACAUCUAUUUCCUACCAGAAAAUAUGGAAUUAAGUUGUUGGAUUACUCAUUGGGUGAGUCUGAUUUUGUUGAUUCUGCUCGGCUGCUCGAAUUCACUGCUCGUGCGCGGUGUCUACAUUGACGCUGAAGAACCAGCUGGGAAAUGUGUCGUCUUUCCCUGCUACUACCUGCGGCUUAUCUUCCAACAAGAACGCGAAAAGAAGCACAAAAAUGGCGUGCAAAUGGUUUCGGCCACCAAGAUCAAACAAGAAAAACAAGAAGAAAAUGACAAUCACGUAGUGGCUGUCAACAUAGACGCCGGUAAUCAUAUAUGACAAAAGUUGGGCCUCGUUAUCAAUUACUUUAUUAAUCAUUUUAUUUUAUUGCUAUUGCGGUGCAACGAGACUCAAAGACAAACCGCUUUGUUUCUUCGUUCCAUGCACGCACAAUAGUAGCUGAUAUAUUGUAUUAUGCAGUUAUUUAUUUGCGAAUCAAUGAGAUUAAUAUCGACUAUAUUAAUCGUACUAAUGUUACGUUAGUUUUAUAAUGCUCACUUAGGUCUCUUUUACUGACACGUUAGAAAUGUAUAAUAUAUGCAGCAUGUAAGACGCGUAUAAUAUGGGUCUUUAUAUGCGUAUUUUCGGGGAUGACCACAUUGUUUGUUGUUUUGUGGAUUUGUGUAAUAAAAUCGGUUGAAAACGGA
Dalotia coriaria is the source of this 1672-nucleotide messenger RNA. RefSeq names its product transmembrane protein fuseless (gene fusl). The record is from RefSeq and is a predicted model, not a curated record. Bases 54 to 1304 code for a protein of 416 amino acids. The transcript is spliced from 4 exons. Gene Ontology annotation, cellular component: presynaptic membrane. Gene Ontology annotation, biological process: clustering of voltage-gated calcium channels; neuromuscular synaptic transmission; neuron-neuron synaptic transmission. Lineage: Eukaryota; Metazoa; Arthropoda; Insecta; Coleoptera; Staphylinidae.